AUGGAGAACGCGCAGGCUUCGUCGUCUGCGACCCAGAUGGUCCUCAACAGCCAAGCGGGCGCCGCGAAGACGCUGGCGCGUGAGCACGACGAGAUGAGUUCAGCGCUGUUCGAGACGGGGUCCAAGACUGAUGAUGAGGAUGUGCUGCGCCAGUCGCGCGAUCAUUCAGUUCUGGCCCUGGCCUACUUCACCGAAGCCAAGCGGUUUGCGCCACGCUGCAUCGUGACUCCUGUCUUCCGAGGGAACGAGCUGAUGUGCCUUGCAAAGCUCGGUGAGCUUGAGAAGGAAGUCCUUCCUGAGAUUAAGCUUCCCUUCGACACAGAUGUUGCGUCCGUUGUGUCUCUUCAUGCCAAUGGGUUUACUGACCGGAUUGCUGACAUCCAAUCUGAGUUCAUCCAUGCCAGUACCAUGAUUGACCCGGACGACCCAGCCAGGCAUAACAUCUGGUAUGAUAUUCGUCGGCGCACCCGCACCCAACACGGGAACAAACGGCGAACCAAGCACGCCAGCCACAGGCUUGAAGGGCUCGAACAGGGCUACCAGCUCAUCCACUCGUCGCCCAAGGACAACAUUACCAAAGCAAGAGCAGAAGCUUCAGAUAAGCUACACGAGAUAAUGGGAUUUGUGUGUGAUCAGUUUGUGCCUACCAAAGUGGAGGAGAUCUUGCGUAAGGAUGUUGCUGCUGCAAGAGAGGAGGCAAAGAACUUGGCUGCAACUUAUGGCUACUGUGCCCGAGCACGCAUGCUAGAAGGUUAUGUGGAGCUGAAGCACACUACAACAGUGGGUGGACCACAGUUUAAGGCAAUGUUAAGAGAGCUGAUCCAGAUGGUCCAUGAAGCAGCAGCUGCUUUCAAAGGUUCUAUCAUCAUUGCAAAGUUCCUGGCUGAGCUCUACUCUGCACUUGACCAAGAUGAGUACGCAAUGAGCAUUGUGCAAAGAGCCCUUCUAGUCCAUAACCCUGACGACCCGGGCAGACAUGAUGUGCCUGUUGGUUGCACCCCAUGGGACUGCUCUCAAGAUAGGAUUGCCACUGUCCAAGACCAACUUCGUCAGAUGCUUGCCAGGAUUGAAGCAAAUAUAAAAUCAAGAAGCCAUCCAACAGAUCUUUUAGGAAGCGAAGAAGACGUUGCUGAAGUUGACAAUGGAAGUCCGGUCAACGGAAAGGGGAAGAAGAAGAAGAAGAAGAAGAAGAAGACAGAGAAAAAGCCUGCAGUGCAUCAGGCAUUUAGGUAUUCACAGAAGAAAAAGGCGCCCAACCCGAGCAGGAUACCUGUAUGGGAGGACUGGCUUCGAAAGAACAGAACAACACCUACACCGGCAUCUAUUCCUCCCAUACAUAACAGUUGUUCCUGUCUCCAGGCAGAAUUGACGUUUGCCAAGAUGGUUCAACAACAGCUUGUGCCAGAGUCUGAGGUGAACCUGUAUGUCGAGUACUGCCAAGCACUUGCACAGUGUUCAAAGGAGAAUUCCAUCGAUAAUCACUAUCGGGAAAAGCACAACUUGAGCCUGGGACAAACUUUCAAGUGCCCUGAGAAACCCUGCAACAUCGGGCUUCGCAGCUACACCGACUUCCGGAGGCACCAUUACUUCGUUCAUCGGUUAACACCUGGCUGGUGGAAACCGGAGAGUUAG
Molecule: messenger RNA, 1632 nt
Organism: Triticum dicoccoides
Lineage: Eukaryota; Viridiplantae; Streptophyta; Magnoliopsida; Poales; Poaceae
Exons: 6
Coding region: 1-1632 (543 amino acids)
Source: RefSeq, a predicted model, not a curated record